This is a messenger RNA of Passer montanus (Eurasian tree sparrow), 8467 nucleotides long. RefSeq names its product dynamin 3 (gene DNM3). The coding region runs from base 48 to 2648 and encodes 866 amino acids. The record is from RefSeq and is a predicted model, not a curated record. Gene Ontology annotation, molecular function: microtubule binding; GTP binding; GTPase activity. NCBI's taxonomy places the organism in Eukaryota, Metazoa, Chordata, Aves, Passeriformes, Passeridae. Gene Ontology annotation, cellular component: cytoplasm; membrane; microtubule. The transcript has 22 exons.
GUUACCUGUCAGCGGCGGCGGGCGGAGGAGGAGGCGGCGGCGGCGGGAUGGAGGGGCUCAUCCCGCUCGUUAACCGGCUGCAGGAUGCCUUCGCGGCACUGGGCCAGAACUGCCUGCUCGACCUGCCGCAGAUCGCGGUGGUCGGCGGGCAGAGCGCCGGCAAGAGCUCCGUGCUGGAGAACUGCGUCUCCAGGGAUUUUCUUCCACGAGGUUCUGGAAUUGUGACAAGGCGACCAUUGGUCCUGCAGCUCAUCACUGCCAAAACAGAGUAUGCUGAAUUUCUACACUGCAAAGGGAAGAAAUUUACUGAUUUUGAUGAAGUUCGUCAGGAAAUUGAAGCAGAAACAGACAGAGUAACAGGAAUGAACAAAGGCAUUUCUUCAGUUCCUAUUAAUUUAAGAAUAUAUUCUCCACAUGUCCUAAGCCUGACCCUUAUUGAUUUGCCGGGAAUCACUAAAGUGCCAGUGGGGGAUCAGCCUCCGGACAUUGAGCAGCAGAUCAGAGACAUGAUAAUGCAGUUCAUCUCUCGGGAGAACUGCCUGAUCCUGGCUGUGACCCCAGCUAACACUGACCUGGCCAACUCAGAUGCCCUGAAGCUGGCAAAGGAAGUGGACCCUCAGGGCCUUAGAACCAUCGGUGUGAUCACAAAAUUGGACCUGAUGGAUGAAGGAACAGAUGCAAGAGAAGUUCUGGAAAACAAACUCCUUCCUCUUCGUAGAGGUUAUAUUGGUGUUGUAAACAGAAGUCAGAAAGACAUUGAUGGGAAGAAGGACAUAAAAGCAGCUAUUCUAGCAGAAAGGAAAUUCUUUCUUUCCCACCCAUCCUACAGGCACAUGGCAGAUCGGAUGGGAACACCAUAUCUCCAGAAAGUUCUAAACCAGCAACUUACCAAUCAUAUUCGGGAUACCUUGCCAGCUUUCAGAAGCAAACUCCAGAGCCAGCUGCUUUCCAUAGAACAUGAAGUAGAGGUAUACAAAAACUUCAGACCAGAAGAUCCCACCAGAAAAACAAAAGCCCUGUUGCAGAUGGUACAGCAGUUUUCAGUGGACUUUGAAAAAAGAAUUGAAGGAUCAGGAGAUCAGGUUGAUACACUGGAACUUUCAGGAGGUGCCAAAAUCAAUCGUAUUUUCCAUGAACGUUUUCCCUUUGAACUUGUGAAGAUGGAAUUCAAUGAGAAGGAACUGAGGAGAGAGAUAAGUUAUGCCAUCAAGAAUAUACACGGGAUCAGAACAGGUUUGUUCACUCCAGAUAUGGCGUUUGAAGCCAUUGUUAAAAAACAGAUCGUUAAGCUGAAAGGACCUUGCUUAAAAAGUGUGGAUCUGGUGAUGCAAGAGUUAAUCAACACUGUCAAGAAGUGCACUAAAAAGUUGGCAACAUAUCCAAGGUUGUGUGAGGAGACAGAAAGAAUUGUUGCUGGCUACAUUCGUGAGAGAGAAGAGAAGACCAAGGAUCAGAUGCUGCUGCUCAUUGAUAUCCAGGUUUCUUAUAUCAACACCAACCAUGAAGACUUCAUUGGCUUUGCAAAUGCCCAACAAAGAAGCAGUCAGGUUAACAAAAGUGCAGUGGGAAAUCAGGGAACCAAUCUACCGCCUUCAAGGCAAAUUGUGAUCCGGAAAGGCUGGCUCACCAUCAACAACAUUGGCAUCAUGAAAGGAGGAUCCAAGGAAUACUGGUUCGUGCUGACUGCAGAGAGCUUGUCCUGGUAUAAAGAUGAUGAGGAAAAAGAGAAGAAGUACAUGCUGCCUUUGGACAACUUGAAAGUGCGAGAUGUUGAAAAGAGCUUCAUGUCCAGCAAACACAUCUUUGCAUUGUUUAACACAGAGCAGAGGAAUGUUUACAAGGAUUACCGUUUCCUUGAGCUAGCCUGUGACUCCCAAGAGGAGGUGGAUAGCUGGAAGGCAUCUCUGCUACGAGCCGGUGUCUAUCCUGAUAAAUCCUCAGGGAGCAACAAAACUGAAACUGAAGAGAAUGGCCAAGCAGAUAAUUUUUCAAUGGACCCCCAGCUGGAAAGACAGGUGGAGACAAUUCGAAAUCUUGUGGACUCCUACAUGUCUAUUAUUAACAAAUGUAUCCGAGAUCUGAUCCCGAAAACAAUCAUGCACCUCAUGAUCAAUAAUGUAAAAGAAUUUAUCAACGCAGAGCUGCUGGCUCACCUGUAUUCUUCUGAGGACCAGAACACUCUGAUGGAGGAGUCGGCGGAGCAGGCGCAGCGGCGGGACGAGACCCUGCGCAUGUACCAGGCGCUGCAGGAGGCGCUGGCCAUCAUCGGCGACAUCAGCACCAGCACCGUGUCCACCCCUGCUCCCCCGCCCGUGGAUGACUCCUGGCUGCAGCAGGCACGCAGAUCACCUCCUCCAAGUCCUUCAACUCCGAGGAGACCUACCUUGAACAACCCCCCAACCAGACCUUUAUCCGGCCGAGGACCCGCUCCUGCCAUCCCCUCUCCAGGCCCUCAGUCGGGGGCUCCCCCCGUCCCGUUCCGCCCAGGACCUCUGCCUCCAUUUCCCAGUGCUGAAGGCCAUGGAGGACCCCCCCAGGUUCCCUCUCGGCCCAGCCGGGCUCCUCCCAGCGUGCCAAGUCGAAGACCGCCCCCUUCACCUACUCGGCCCACUGUAAUCCGCCCGUUAGACUCCUCCCUGUUAAACUAAAAGGAGUUUCUGGCAUGUCACUCGUUGUUAACCAAAUAUGUGGAAACAAAUUGCUUGGUAACUGUCACAAUAACCAGUGUAUAGUCGCAUGUAUGGACAUCUCUAGGCAAGUAACCAACUAUACUGAUACUCUCUGUCCAUUCUGCAUUGUUUAUGAGGUCUUCAAUGUUUGGGGAAGGUCUGUGCUGCCUUGACUUUUCCUUCUGCAAUAACUGAUGUUAGCUAACUUACUGACACAUGUCUCCACCCAGACAACUGUGCUCACAGUCCUCUACAGCAGCUGGAGGGCUUGACUCUGUGUAUCUUUGUGCAUGUGUUGAUUUGAUCUGCUGCUUUUUUUCCCCUCUUACCUGAAAGGAAUCUUGCUUUUAUUUGUACCUUGCAGGUUUUCUAUUUUCUCUUGUAAUGGCUAAACCAGGCAAAGAAAAGCCAUGUGGUUUCUUACCAAGCUCUUCUGAAGGCCCCACACUUCCAGGUCUCUCUUGCAAGAGGCUUGCUUCUCCUAUAAAUUCUCCUUAUCCAAAAUGUAGUUCUAAGGAAUGUUGUUAAACGAGCAGGGUGUGGGUAGGACAAGGCAUGUUUUGCUUUAUUCCCAUGCUGGCAGCUGCAAUGCCAGGUUGGUUGGGUUGGUGAGAAACAGCCUGGGGUGCCCCAGCUCACAGGGCUCAGCAUGGAGCUGUCCCCCUGCAGCCAGGAGGGGACAGGGUGGUUUGGAGGGCUGGGGUGUGACACAGCAGUGUGUGCCAGCUCCCUCUGUCCCUGCUCACUCUCCUGCUCCCACUGCCCUCCUGGGAAGUGCUGGAGGGGAGUGAGUGCAUGGAAAUGGGCUGUGUGCAGGGUCCAGGGAACUGAGCCCUGCUUUUGGUCCCUUUGUGACCCAGAAGGACACAGACAGGUGCACAGCAGGGCGUGGGGCCCCCUCCUGUGCCCACCAUGGGAGCUCCAGCCUGGACUGGCAGCUGAGCUUCCCAAGGGCCAGGUUUGGGUGUGACAUAUUUGGGAAAUUUUCACAUGCCAGUCAAUAAAGUUUCCCUGUGUCCCCUGUGUAAAGAUUUUCUUUUUGCAUUACAUGCUCCUUGCACACACCUUGAUUUACUGUUGCUUUAUCCAGCUAAAUUCUGGCAAGUGCUCAGCUGUGCAUCCUGGAUUAUUUUAGAAGCUGCUCACUUGCAGAGAUGCUCUGACUCUUGUUUUGCACGUUAUAAAUUAAUGCAUUAUAAAAACCUCUUGUCUUAACUGCAUUACUUCACUUUAAACACUUAGUGUCACCCUUAAAGCUUAGAACUUAGUGAGUUAACAGAAUGAAACUAGAGAGGAAUUUGGCCUUGUUCCUUCAGAAAAUAUGAAUUGCUGCUAUUAAAAUUAUGGUUACAGAUCCCUUGGCAAAGCAAUUGGUGGUUUCAAAGGCCCCCAGUACAAUCAGUCUAAUAAAUGUAUUUAUUGAGACUGCUUGUAGGGCUCCAGUAUGCUGUAGCCCCAUGGUUAGGAAGAGUCCAAUCAAAGAGCCACAACAAAUGGGGAUUUAGCCUGUUAAUUCCCAGGCUGCUGAUUAGCUGUGCUCACCAGUGCAGCAAAUCAUGUUUCAGCCUGCAGAAGAGAGACGAGCUUGGGAAAGCAUCAUGAUUUGUAUGUUAGCUUAACUUUAAUUUCCUGUCAACCCCAUCCCUGUGACACACGCCUGGGGAGUCUGGAGGUCACAUGUGAUGCAUGGUGAAGAUGGAGAUUGUCAGAGCCCUGGAUCCUGGUGAUCUCAGCAGACUGCUGGUGUUUGUUUGGGGAACAGGUCCACAUCUCCAGUGCCAAGUGCACAGAAUCAGCUUUCAAGGAAAAGUUUGAAAACACAACCACAGUCAUACUAGUUUUUACUACAAAAAAGAAAACAUAUUUUGAUGAUUCUUCUUGUCUUCUACACAGCUUUCCACUGCUUGGUGCUCUCUGCUGUAACCUGUGCUGCAUCUGUUGGAUUUAAUUUUGUAAAUAGCCACAGUAGCCCAUAUUGUUGCCUUGCCAGCACUCCUGCAUAUCCAAACAGUUUAUCAGAACUCUGUUACUGACUGGCAGCUGCCUGCUGAGGGGAAGCCAGGUUUAAUGCCUGAGCCACAGAGAUCACUGAUAUCACUUCUGAUAUCAGAAUAUCAAAUUAUCAUACUCACUUGGUGAUAGAAGACCAGGAUGGACGGGUCUUUCACCUUCUAGUGGAAGGUGUCCUGCUCAUGGCAGAGGGCUUGGAACAAGAUGAGCUCCAUGGUCCCCUCCAACCCAACCCACUCUAGGAUAGUACAAGGCCACGGUCUGGGUUUAUCCCACCACAGCCCAAGGACUCAGCUCACUUGUCCUUUGUCCAGUGGGAAGAGCAUGACCCCCAGGAGGUGAUUCAGGCCUGAGUGGCUGCAAGGGACACGAGGGCAAUGCUGGUGAAUCAGGAGCCUUAAUUACACAGCACAGCUCCUGGCCUAGAAACGUGCUUUUAAAUGCUCUCUACGUGAGACUCCCUAGUUUAAUGACUGUUUGUGCCAAGCACAAGGAAAUAGGUGGCACAACUGAGCACUGUCCUUUACUCUGCCCCCAAGAAACUUAUUUCUCAGCAGUAAUCCUGAGUUGUAAAUAAAGCUCUCAAGGGUGGAUUUACCUGAAAGAGGAGGAGGAGGCAGUGAGGCGUCAGUACAUCUGGUCCUGUGCUUGAUGCUGAGGGUGCAGGACACAGCUGCACAGCCCUCCUUCCUCUGCAUCCUCAUUCAGAUCUCAUCUAAAUCUGGCCCUGUGCCCUAAAAGCAACACUUUUGGGUGUGCAGGUUAAUAAAAACACAUGAGCAUGAAUCCAGGGUUUGCUCAUUUCACCUCUUCUUGCGUAUGUGCUUGUGAGAAUAAACCACGUAAACUUGUUUCUAGGAAAAACACUUGAAUGCUUCCCAAGAAAUUGCCACAUCCAGUUGAGUAAGUGCUGUCCUCCGGCCUGGGCCCACUUCCUUCUGCUGUAGAGUGCCUGGAAUGGGUUUGUUUGUCCCACUUAACUCCUGAUGUUGGCAGGUCCCAUCCAUCCUGUCCCUUGUUCUUAGAGGAGCAGCCUUGGCAGCAACUCACUCCAUGCCAAAUGGAAAGCAGGACGAGCACCCUGUGGGUCUGCCAGAGGGACUGAGCACCUCUGCAGAGCCACAUCUGAACUGUGUCUGAGAAGCACAGGUUGCUCUGCCCUUCUCUGCUUCCCUCUGGCACAGCUCUGGUUGCCAGGGCAUAGUGGAGCAAUAAUGAAGCACCACCAGAGUUUCUGAUCUUACAUGAGGUGCACAAAGAUCUGGGUGGUGUAGUUGCUGAGAUUCCAGAGGGUGCUCGUCUAAUUCUGCAUUUAGGCUGAGCCUGGAUCUCUGCCCAGAGAACAUUUCCACCUCACCCCGCUGUGGCUGACCAACAGCUGAAGAGCUUGUGCGUGCCCUGACCAGCUCUCGGCCUGGCAUCUCAAGGGAUCUUGUGCUAGGGUUAAAAAGAUUGUAUGCUCAACAAAAAGGCUUAUGUACAUAGUUAAUGUGUGUUUAUUUUAUUGCUGAUCUUGUUGCACUUUCUGAGCAAGCCUCCUAAAAGUAGAUUAUUUAUUAUAUUAAAGAAGAUACAUUAUAGGUCAUGGCAUUUCGUGUUCAAGUAUAACAUAGAAAAUACUAUCCUCUCUGUUCCAGACAGCUCCACUAACCAUGAUGUGUACAGCAUAUUGAGAUUACUGACUAGUUCUGUCCUUCUGUCUUAAAAUAGUCCAACCCUCCUGAACUGAGAGCAGACCUGCUUGUGUCCCUGUGCCACCAGGGAGCCUCCCGGCGCCCUCCUGGCACAGCUCCCCCUGCUGUGGCACUGCCCCUGCUCCCAGGCUGUGCAGAACAGCUCCCGUGUGUAAUGAAUGUUACUCUGCCUGUCUUUCCUCUUGCUUUGUCUGCAGGCGAGCUGAUGCCGACGGCUCCUCCCGUCCGGACAGCCCUCCACUCUUGCUUGAUCUAUGAUUUGUCCCGCCUUGCCGGCCGUUUGCUUUACUGCUGUCUCUUUACUUUUCCAGGACGGUCUAAACCAUGACUUCUUUUUUGUAAGAAGCAAACGCUUAAUUUCUUUCUGAUUUUUUUUUUUUUUGCUCUGUAUGUUAAUGCCCUACUUCAUGUGAGCCAAAACAUCUGCCUUUGGUUUCGUAAUCUGUAAAUGGUUCCUGGUGUUGACCUUUGAGCACAGCGAGUGGAUUCCCGAAACUGUGGUCAUCACUGAGCAUCACAUACACCUGCUGUAAAAAUGUUAUGCUGCAUUUCUGAACCUGAAAUAAACUGUCAUUCUUGAUGGGCUUUUAUUAUUACUCUCUGGAUGUGUGUGAGUGGUGUCUUCUGUCUCUUGCACCAUCAUCUCAGCAUUCCACACUGCCUCGGUGGGGACUGCAGGGAGGAUUUAUUGGAGGUGCUGCUGUGCUGAGAUCACUGGAGAUGUCAUUAAAGGGGAGGUGGAACCCGUUGGGAAGCAUUCAGCCUGCUCCCCUGCAAGGGGCUUGGAGUGCUGCAGAGAUAUUUUGCUGGGAAAUGGAUGAAUGUUUUACAAGCAGUACCUGGGGUUCACUUCAUUGCUGGGGAAAGCACGUUCAGAGGAGUUUCAGAGCUGAGCAGAAGGCCAGACUCAGUCCUCCAAAGCAGGAGCUGGAGUUAAAAUAUGCCUGAAAGGGAUUUCCCCCUAAAGAUUGUGUACAAAUGUGCAGAUGUCCUGAUUACUCAGUUCCUCCUGCAGAUCAGGAUGAGCCAAGUAGCUGCAAUCAGUGCUUGGAGAUGGUCUGCAGGGCACAAAGAGCACAGCAGCUUCCUGUGGGAGCCCCACAGUGGCUAAGUGGGUCCUUAGGUUCUGGGAAAAGAGGGAGCAAAGGUGGGAUGAGCACAGCAGGAACAUCCCUGCUGUAUCCUGUAACAUUUGGAGAUUUCUUUAUUGGUCUUUAAGGCCGUGGCUGAGGCAGUUUGUGCACUCCCCCUGAGGGGACAGCAGUGUCCCACGUGUCCCCUCUGAGUGGAGCCCGUCAGGUCCCCCUGGAUGAGCCUGGUGCCAGGAAUGUUGGUCAGGGGGAGCUCAGUGCUGGGUACCAGCAGGAGCAGCUGCUCUGUGCACGGGGCCCUCACUGCCUGGGGCUCUCCAGCUUCGUUCUGUCCUUUCCCAGCCAUGUCCCCUCCUGACACCCCAGUCCAGCCCACGGGCCAUCCUGUUUGAUCAUUCCUCAUUUCAUCACAGCCUCACAGAAGUUCUGCUCAAGAACAGUGUUUGAAGCUGAUAGUGGUGAGAAUUUGAAGGCUGCCUGGGGAAAAGCUCCUGCAGAGGGUAUAAUUUGCUGCAAGAAAAUUAGAAAGCCUGUGACCAGUGACCUCCACACCUGGGCUGGGAUUGUUCUGGUUCUCUGGCACUGGCAAGUCAGAAGGGAGGCGGUGAGGAUGAAAGCCAGGCUGUGCUGAGAGCCAGCUGAUUCUAAUCUUGCUCUUGCUCUUUUCCUUAAUAUGCAUGUUCUGUGCCUUUUGCUCUUAACCCAUUUUAUUAAGAUAAUUUUGUAUAUGAGUCAUUUUAUUGUAUCUUGGCCUUUUGUUUUAAAUCUCCCCCUCUCUCUGUGAUUUUUGGGUUAUUUUUUGGUUUUUUCCUAGGCGACCUCCACCAGCUGUUCCAGGAAGAUCAUCCUAACACACACAUUUCUUUUGUGUUACAUGCAAUGUCUUUUUUUUUUUAAUCCAGAAUUACCUUUAAUUUGCACUAGCCUAUUUGUAAAUUAAAGAUUUUAUUUUCAGAUGUCAAUGGUAAGCCUGGAUGUAAAAAAUAAAAUUCUGACUACAAAA